This is a messenger RNA of Mesorhabditis spiculigera, 1959 nucleotides long. NCBI's taxonomy places the organism in Eukaryota, Metazoa, Nematoda, Chromadorea, Rhabditida, Rhabditidae. The record is from the annotation of a GenBank genome assembly.
AUGCCAGAGGAAGAUCCACCGGGCGCAUCGGGCUUUCAUUUAGGCAGCGACGACGAGAAUGAGCCCGCCCUCCGGCUUCGCAAGAAGAAUUCACACGUGCGGCUCGACGAGAAGUUGACGAUAAUCUGCGAUACAGAAACCCCAUCGACGAGUGACACGGAGCCACUGUGUAGGGAUGAGCCAAAAGCCUCGCCAAAAAACCCGGAAUCCGCGGAUUCCCUCGGGUUUCUGUCGUAUUUCUGGUCCGAGUUGACGAGAGGCUACUCCCUCGACAACGACCAGACUCGGUACACGGAAAAGCGACGGAAGGUCUACGCCUUCUUCCAAAUCCCCUACGAGUUCGAGAAGUUUGUGCUUUUCGGGACGUUGCAGUGCGUGGACGCGUUCCUGUACCUCGUCACCUUUUUGCCGAUACGAUUUUUGAUAUCUCUACUCAACGCGCUCUUCCAACGUCGCUGGUUCGCCACGGCCGAGAUUUGUGAUAUUUUAAAGGUUGUGAUCAUCGUUACUUCUUCCUACUUUAUGCAAUAUAUCGACACGUCGGUGGUCUAUCAUUUGGUACGCGGCCAGGGCGUGAUAAAGCUGUAUAUGAUGUUCAACAUGCUGGAAGUGGCCGAUAAAUUGUUGAGCAGUUUUGGGCAGGACGUCCUCGAUUCGCUAUUCUGGACGGCAAACGAGAGGAAAAGACGUGGAAACGUUUUCUGGACGACGUUUCACCUCGGGAUGGCCAUUUUCUACGUGACCGGGCACACGUUUUUGGUACUGCUGCAGGCGACAACCCUGAACGUGGCCUUCAACUCGCACAACCAGUCGCUGCUGAUGAUACUGAUGAGCAACAACUUUGUCGAGAUCAAGGGCUCCGUCUUCAAGAAGUUCGCCAAGGCCAACCUGUUCCAGAUGAGCUGCAGUGACAUCCGCGAGCGCUUCCACAUCAUGGCUCUCCUGUUCGUCGUCUUCAUGCGCAAUAUGAUGGCCGUCAACUGGAGCGUCGACCAUCUGAAGGAGAUGCUACCGGAUUUUGUGAUCGUCCUCGUUGCCGAGCUGAUCGUCGACUACUUGAAGCACGCCUUCAUCACCAAGUUCAACGAGAUCAACGCCGAGGUGUAUCAAGAUUACACGUUGACGAUCGCGUUCGACGUGGUGAAGAGCCGGGAUGACGGCGCGUUCACGCAUUAUUCCGAUCAGGUCUCCCGCCGAAUGGGCUUCAUCCCGAUCCCCCUGCUGGUGAUGAUUUUCCACGUGCUCCACCAGACGUUCAGCCUCACCAACACGACGAAUUUGGUCCUUUUUGGCCUCGUCUGGGUGCUGAUGCUCUCGAUCAAGGUCGGCAACGGCGUCGCGCUGAUGGUCAACGCCUGCCAGCACGUGUCCGCCUAUCGCGAGCUGCAGAAGCAGGCCGAGCAGAACCGGAUCUUCAGGCAGCGCAUCACCGGGAAGAAGAGCAAGAGCGCCCCGAGCAGCCCCAAGAUCAGCAUCAUCGAUUUUAAUGACAUUUGUCAUCAACCCUCAACCACGCACGGCUUCACGAUUUCGGAUGUGCUGACGCAGCUCGAGCAUCUCAAGCUUGGCGAGCCCCGCUCUCCCGCCGUUGCCUCUAUCAUUGGAGACGAGCGCACGCCGAGGAGGACGAAGAGUUUCGGCAAUUUAUCGAGGCAAAAACGCGACAACAGCGAACCCCCAGCCGGCAGUCAAGAGCUGGGUAGUGUGGUGGAAGAGCGGCGGAUCAGCUACGAGGACAAGGAAAGAAGAGAGGGAGCUGACGGACCGACAUCAGCCGGUGGAGCUGCCGGGCAGCAAAGCCCGACGAAGAAGCCGGCACGGCUCGAUUGGCCCAGUCCGGCUCCCAAGCCGAAAGACGAGAAGCCGAUCACGGUGCCGGGCGGCGACUCGGAGACGUUGCUCAGCGAGGUGACCGCCUACAAGAUGCUGCAGCCCGAGCAGGGCGUCGAGCGUAUCGAG